AUGGCCCAAGCUUCAUUCUUUUACGAGGUUGCCUUUGCCUUCCAGCACUUCGACGACACAGCCCGGGCCUUCGGCGUCAACAAGUACUCAUACCAUACGCUCGCAAUUCUCCUUGACCUCACUCUUUUCGAGCGCGACUUGCAACUUUACUAUGAAGGCCUCGUGCUGGCCAACCGCUACGGUGACGCAUUCGAUCGAAAUCUGGAGAUGAAUCGGAUUGAGCGUGAAGAACGACCGGCGCCGAACCUCGCGGCCGGCGACGCAACUGGAAAUUUGACACAUCAGACGAGAUUACUGAGCCUCUUCCAACGCGACAACAGCAAUUCAGAGGCUGUGGGUAUGCAACUGCCAGGCGGAGACAUGCACUCUAUAAAACCUUCAGGUUCGCUCGCCGGUGCGAUGACUCUUGCCAGGCUGUCACAACAGACCCCGACGGCCGACCAGAGGAAGAAUCCUGCUACAGCUUUUACCACGGCCUCAAGUCAUGAGUGCGGGAGAGUCCCGCAAUUGGAAUCGAUUGCUGAAUAUCCUUGCGUCGUUACCUCAGAACCAAAUCAGAGGUCCAAGAAGAAAGCUUACCAACGCAAGCAGAAAGAGGCAGAAGCACCCAUGACACCUAUCGCAAUGCCUGUUCCCAGGUCAGGGAAGCUCGGAAAUGUUGUGGCAGCAUGGGAACAGUCGUCGGACGCAACAGCUGCCGAAUCCAUAGCUGAUAUUCAGGCACACCCAAAGGUUUUCCAAGAUGAUGGUUCGCACUGGAACGAGCUCUCACAUGGACUCUCGGAUCCCCAUGCAGACCAGGCCGACACGCCAUCUAAGCUUCUCUCUCCUCCUGAAAAAGCGCCCUACAUAACUACCCGAUCUCUGACAGCCGACGUUAUGAUGCACCCGAUGAUUGCCCGAGGAGACGAAUCACACUGGGCAAAGCUCAUUCAUCGACUCCUGGAUCCCAAUGAAGUCCAGCAGGAGGUACUAUCAGAACUUUACUUUUUUCCUGGCACAGUGCCAACCUCCGACUACGAGGUCGCUGCACGGGAACAAGCGACGGACGCGUUGCUCGAACAGGUUAAUGCUCUUCGUAAGCUGGUCGAUGAGUCGCCCUACGUCAACUUCAAGAAGCCCGAUGAAAUGUCUUUGUUCGGCCAAGGAAUGACUGGCAUAGCUAUUUUCCGCCAAAUAAUGCUUGCGAAAGCGUCAAAAUCAAGACAAUGGGAGGAGUAUACCCGGAAAAAGUUCGCAGCGCGCAUACAAAACGGUGAGCCUUCACGCCCUUCACUCAUCGAGGGUUCUCAGGAUCACAGCGCCAUGGCACCGCCCCGACCACGGAUCGCAAGCGCUUGUAGCAAUUCAGAAGAUAUCUGGGAGUCGGACGCCAUGUCUACAACCAAGUCAGACAAGAAUGGACUUACUGCUACGACCCCUCGGGAGCCCGUGUCUCGCAUCAAACGUCGUGGAUGA
Molecule: messenger RNA, 1458 nt
Organism: Parastagonospora nodorum SN15
Lineage: Eukaryota; Fungi; Ascomycota; Dothideomycetes; Pleosporales; Phaeosphaeriaceae
Exons: 2
Coding region: 1-1458 (485 amino acids)
Source: RefSeq, a predicted model, not a curated record